AUGGCUGAAAGUUUCGAAGGAAAUGAGAAUGGUUUCGAAGAAGACUUCGAAGAAACGAUGGUGGAGGAAUUCAGGCAACGCUUUCAGUUGUCGGAUAAAGUCAUCGGCCGGGGUGCAUUUAGUGUGGUCAAAUUGGGUCAAGAAGUUGAAACGAAGAGAAACUGCGCAAUCAAAGUAACUGAUUUGUUGAAGUUACAAGAAAAUUUAGAUCUCAAUGCUGGAGACUUAUUACAUGAAGCGGAGAUUCACUUGCAAUUGAAACAUCCAUAUAUCGUGGAAAUGAUCGACAGCUAUUACAUGUCAGGGAAAAUGUUCAUGAUUUUUGAACACAUGGAAGGAGAAGAUAUCUGUUAUGAGAUUACAUCACGUGCAAAUGAUGGAUAUUCUUACUGUGAAAGUGUUAUAAGUUACUUCAUGAAACUUAUCUUGGAAGCAGUGAAUUACUGCCACGAACGGAAUAUUGUACAUCGUGAUAUCAAGCCACAAAACAUCUUGAUGGCCUUUCAAAAUACAAAAUCGCCAGUCAAAUUAAAUGAUUUUGGAAUUGCAGUGCAGCUGAAAGAUGACGAAUUAUGUACUCCUGGUCGUAUAGGAACCCCUCAUUUCAUGGCUCCAGAAGUGGUACUGAGGCUGAGUUACGGCAAAGAAGUGGACAUUUGGAGCGUUGGCGUUUUAUUCUUCCUCUUAUUGGGUGGAACAUUACCCUUUAAUGGUAGUGGUGAUGCACUUUAUGAAACUAUCGAAUGUGGCAUCCCAGAAAAUAAUGCACCCGUAUGGGAUAUUAUCUCGGAUGACGCUAAAGAUCUUUUAAGUUGCUUGCUGAAAUAUGAUACUAAUGAAAGAGUAACAGCUGCUGAAGCUCUUCAACAUCCAUUCAUUAGGAACUUCAAAAAUUGCUCAAAAACUCAUCUUCAAGAAAGUGUAAAUGAAAUGAUAAAAUUUAAUAAUAGUAGAAGAUUUAAGAAAUAUGUCAGUAAUGCUGUUUCCGUCAAAACUGGAGCGGUAGAAGAUAAAGAAGACGAAAAUAAAUAUCAAGUCAACUGCUCCAUUGAUACAAUGACUGUAUCAGAGCUCUCCGAGAACUUAUUUGAGUCGUUAGCCGAGAUACACCAGCUAUCCGGUGCAAGUAUUGAAAAUUUUAGUGUCCUAAAGAGCGUCUUAUCUAAUCCACAGAUUAAGGCUUACUUGAAGAUCUAUGAUAAGUUGCAUGAGCCCCUAACUGUUGAAGAAAAUAUAGAUAAGGGUGAUGUUAUAUCAAAGGUAAUGGAAGAUUGUAAUGGAUCUCAAGUCGAAGUGCCUGAAAAAGAUGAACUCUUAAAAAUAUUGUCAAAGCCACAUUUUUCGGGUCUUCUGUGGUGUAUGGAUAAAAUAUCAAAUAACUAUGAUAGUGACGCUGAUUUACCCCAAAAUAAUAGCACUGUUAGCUUUGAUGACUCUGAUAAGAUUUUUGUGCGCUUAGUUGAAUUUGACAAGUCACCGAACACCCGACUGGGAAUGACGGUGAAAAUGCGCGAAGAUAAACGAUGUCAUGUAGUUAGAGUGAUGCACAAUGGCUUCAUACAUCAGCAAGGAACGAUCCACAUCGGUGAUGAAAUUAUAGAAAUUAAUGGUAUUGUCGUUUCUCACCUUACACCCAGCAAAUUGCGCCAAAUUAUGCUCAGCUUAUCAGGCAAGGUAUCAUUCAAAAUAAUUCCUACCACGCGUCAGAGUCCACAAUCUGUGCAGUGCUACCUGAAAUCCCAAUUUACAUAUAAUGGUGACAAUGAUGACUCAAUGCCUUGCCAACACUUGGGUUUAUCCUUUACAAUUGGUAAUAUCCUAGAAGUAGUCAAUACUGAUGACACAAAGUGGUGGCAGGCUAGGCAUAUCAAUAAUCCAGAAAGCGUUGGCUUAAUUCCCUGUCCUGAUUUGCGCGAGUGGACCUAUUGCCGCCCUACAUCGAAGAAAAAUUCUCAUUCUUGGCUGAAUAAUUUUCUUAAUAAAAAGAAGCAUAGUAAAGAAACGUACGAGGCAGACAGAAGUUCAGACUUUGAUGUAUUUGAUAUUCCAUCAUACGAAGAAGUUAUGCAAGUUAAUCUUUGUAAGAGAAAAACUAUAGUAUUACUCGGUGCAAAUGGCGUAGGCAAACGGCAAGUUAAGACGCAAUUAAUAAAGUCAAGUCCGAUCAAAUUUGCUAGUCCUGCAAUCGAUACUACAAGGCUACCAAGAAUGGGCGAAACACCUGGUAAAAAUUUUAACUUUUUGUCUAAACCUGACAUGCUCCGAAAAAUUGAAGAUAGAGAAUAUCUAGAAUACCGAUCCUUUGAAGUGGAAAAAAACCAAGUUGAAUAUUUUGGUAUCAGUUAUGACGCCGUCCGAACGGUUCAUGAAAAUGGAAAAAUUGCCGUUAUAGAUGUUGAACCAUCGGCUUUGAAAGUACUCCGUAAUAAAGAAUUCCUGCCAUAUGUUGUGUUUAUUUCGCCGCCAUCAUUUGAUCAAUUAGGCUCACUUUGCGAUGUAUCCGUAUUUUCUAAGAAAGGAAAGUCGGAUGAAAUGAUCACCCGUAUCAUUCGUGAUUCACAGAAAAUUGAAAGUCAAUUCCAGCACUAUUUUGAUUUAAUUCUUCAUCAUGAAAAUGUCGAAGCAACAGUAUCUGAACUAAUAUCUGCUGUAGAUCAAACUCAAAUAACUCCGCAAUGGAUACCUGUCUCCUGGAUUUAUUAA
This is a messenger RNA of Trichoplax adhaerens, 2703 nucleotides long. RefSeq lists its product as uncharacterized. Bases 1 to 2703 code for a protein of 900 amino acids. Gene Ontology annotation, molecular function: protein kinase activity; ATP binding; signaling receptor binding. The record is from RefSeq and is a predicted model, not a curated record. Gene Ontology annotation, cellular component: cell-cell junction; plasma membrane. NCBI's taxonomy places the organism in Eukaryota, Metazoa, Placozoa, Uniplacotomia, Trichoplacea, Trichoplacidae. The transcript is spliced from 28 exons. Gene Ontology annotation, biological process: protein phosphorylation; regulation of neurotransmitter secretion.